Molecule: messenger RNA, 2295 nt
Organism: Rhagoletis zephyria (snowberry fruit fly)
Lineage: Eukaryota; Metazoa; Arthropoda; Insecta; Diptera; Tephritidae
Source: RefSeq, a predicted model, not a curated record
AUGACCACCGACACGACUACCACAGCCGCCGCCAACGCCGCCGAAAUGGAAGUGCUGACCGAAAAUGAGGCGCUCACCUACAGCUCCAGCGCCGACGCCCGCCUCGACUUUCUCUUUCACGUCAUCGAGGGCAGCUCUCCGGAGCGCACCACCGAGCUGCUGAAGGCGUCCUGGGCGCAGGCGCCGCUGGACACGCUGAAGUUGGUCUUCAAUGCACGGGACAUUCGCCGCGGCAAGGGUAUUCGCGGCCAGUUUCUCAUCUGCGCCCAGUGGCUCAUCGCGAACCAGCUGGAGACGCUGCUCGCCAAUCUGCCGCUGCUGACGGAGCCCUUUGGCUGCUGGAAGGACCUGCUCAAUGUGCUGAUGGUGGCGCUUUUCAGCGAGGCGAAGCUCCUCCCGCAUGACGCCUUCACCGAGGAGGGCCGCAAGGAGCCCCUGGUGUCGCCCUAUGACCGACACAUUCUCCGAGCGUCGGCGAACAAAGAGCAGCGCAAGGCGCUGGCCGCCACAAAGACUACCAUUCGCCAGAUUAGGCGACGGCUGAUUGUUCAUGGGGAGGAGGAGGUGUCGGAAGAAGCGGCUGAAGAAGGUGAUGAUGAAGUUGCCGAAGGAGGCGACGAAGGCGACAACGAAGCCGAAGCUGUGGAAGCUCCAGCCCGGGAAAAGAGAAGCCGAAUGAGCCGCCAGAUUGACAUUGUCAAGGCGCCCAUUGGUGGUGGUGAGGAUGCUGCAGAGGGCGAGGGAGAAGGCAGCGAAGAUCAUGCCCAGCCCCAGCGUCUGGAGUUCAAGAAGAGGGCCAGCUACUUUCCGGCGAAGGCGAGGGCCGGUGACAAGGCCGUCUACCGCGUGAAGACGGAUCGCCUGAAGGUGAAGCAGCUCGGUCGCUACCGCUACCAGUUCUUCACCGCCGCCUACCAGAAGAUCGGCAGCCCCUUUCGCCGCCUCUACGACCGCGUUGUGGAGCUCUAUGCGCAGCAGUUGCUAGCCGACUACGAGAACCUGCAGGCCGGUCAGCCGACUUCGCUGGCCGCCAAGUGGCUGCCCAGUCCAGGUCGCCACUUUGACAAGUACCUCUACAUUCACGUGGCCAUUGGCCGGCGCUUUCUCGAGUUAAAAAGCGUCGACCAGCCGCUGGCGGGCGUCAGCCUGACCAGUCACCGGCAGGUGGAGAGUGCCUUUCGGAAGGUGUACGCGGCGCUGCGAGCGGCGAUGCACCUGCCCGAGGUGGCCAUGUCGGCGCGGGCCUGGGCCGACGUGCGCUACUACAACGUGCCCUCGGUGGCGAUGCUCCGCUACAAGGCGGUCUACAGUCGGGCGGACUUUGACCGUUUUGCCGCCUACGUCGCCGACCGGCCGGUCAAGGGCGGCGCCCUCACUCCCGGGGAGAUUGUCGCGGAGACGGUGAAGCUCGGCCUGGUUAAUGGCACCCUCUAUGGAGCGCUGAAGACGGAGAUGGCGAAGGAGACGGAGCUGCAGCUGGACGUGCUGGACGGACAGUGGAAGUCCCUGGUGACGGAUAUUAUGGGCAAAGGCCAUCUGCUGAUCAAGGACGCGCUGGCUAUCUGCGACGUGAGCGGCUCGAUGCUGGACAGCUCGCAGAAGGUCGCGCCGAUGUACGGCGCCAUUGGCCUGACGCUGAUGCUGCUGCAACUGAGCGCCGGCGGCCGCUGGGCGCGAAAGGUGAUCGCCUUCAGCGAGUCGCCCUCCAUUGCGGAGAUUGACAUCGAGUCGGCCAGCCUGCGCCAGCAGAUCAAGCGCAUGAUGUCGAUUCCCUUUGGCUACUCGACCAACCUGAACAAGGCCUUCACGCUGCUGCUGGAUGAGGCGAAGAGGAUGGAGCUGACCGGCGAGGAGAUGCCCAAGGUGCUCUUCAUCUUCACCGACAUGGAGUUCAACUCGGCGCUGCCGGAGAAGACAAACUUUGAGGCGGCGCAGGAGCAGUUCCGCGAGGCCGGCUUUCCCAUGCCGCUCGUCGUCUUCUGGAACCUGAAGGGCGACAAGGCGAGCCGCUCGACGCCGGUGCAGUGCCACGAGGAGGGCGUCUUCCUCCUGUCGGGCUACUCGGCGCAGACGAUCAACUUCUUCUUCACUGCCAGCGAUGUGAAGGAGAUGACGCCGCUCUCCAUGCUGCAGAAGAUUAUCGGCGAUGAGCGGUACAGCGGGGUGAAGGUGGUGCCGACCGGCUUUGAAGUUGAGGUGGUUUCCCCUUCAAGCCUGCAGCCAAUGGCAGUCGAUGAUGAGGUAGUGGCUGAAGAAGUGGCCCCUGUGGCUGAACAUUCUCCGAUGCGCGAGUGA